UUGGGUCUUGUCAAGGCAUGCUCUCGCAGCCCUGCUUCUCACCCGGAUCCACGUGUACGCAGAGCUGUAAAACUACAUGGUGACAUAAUGUCUACUUCAUCUUGGGGAUACUCUUCCAGCAAUUGUGUGGAUCAAAAUAUCUUGUCAGGCACCAACAAAGAAGCAAGCACUAUUUGUCAUAAUGCUAAAAGACGAAGAAAAAAGAAUAAACGGAGUAAAUCCAGAACUGGAUUCCAUGAAGUGUCAUUUGAACUGAAAAGAGGAAUGAAAAGAAAGUUAGAUGAGUUUUUGGAAAACAAGACGGAGUGUGUUGAACAUCACGAUGUUUCAGAUUCUGUAUCUGAACAGGCAAAUCAUGUGCAAUUCAAAAGGCCCAGAAUAACCGCUCAAUCACUGAGAGAUGAGGCUAUGGUUGCAUUACCUCUCACUGACAGCUGGGAGGUGGAUAGUGGCUUUUCGUCGGAAUCCAGCCCUCCCUGUAGUGGCAGGAGUUCGCCAUGUGUGGGAAUAGACCACUCUAGGAUUGUAGCUAUGGACUGUGAAAUGGUUGGGACUGGACCUGGCGGAAAGCGUAAUGAAGUGGCACGCUGCAGUAUAGUAAAUUAUGAUGGGAGUGUUUUGUAUGAUAAAUAUAUAUUACCUCUGCAUCCAGUCACAAACUACCGCACCAGAUGGAGUGGCAUUAGGAAACAUCAUCUAGAACAGGCAGAGGCUUUUGAAGACGCUCAGAAUGAGAUUGUCAACAUCCUCACAGGGAAGAUUAUUGUAGGCCAUGCCAUAUUUAAUGAUUUCCAGGUUCUUAACAUUUCCGUCCCACGACAAAUGAUUCGGGAUACCUGUUCCAGUAAAAUGCUGCGAGAGUUGUAUAACGGCUCCACUAGAUGCUCCGUCUCGUUGAAGAAACUGUCUCAGACGCUUCUCAAUAGGACCAUACAGGUUGGCAAAAAGGGUCACUGCUCUGUCGAGGAUGCUCGUGCUGCCAUGGACCUGUACAAGCUGGUAGAGGACCAGUGGGAAAAGCCCAAGAAUUCAAACACUGACCAUACCUUAAACCACAGCGACGACCUUGAGCACUACAUGCAGGACCAGUACUGGCCAGACAGCAUAAUGGACUGCAGCCCAUGAGACCAAGAGUCAGGAUAAUGAUGACAACCUCAAUGAAAUGCUGUUUAAUGCUAUUUAAACCUUGUUUGAACAUGUUAAGUCAAUAAGGAAAUAUAUGGAAAUGUUGUAGAACUUUAACUUGCACUUUGAGGCACUUGAAAAGUUUAUUUAAAUAACUUAAACUUUGACUCUGUGAGCAUUUAUAAUGUUUAUUAAUGGAUUUUAAAUAUUAAAGUAAAUAACAGGUCAUUGAAUUUACACAGACUGCAUUUUAGGGAAUAACUCCAUUGUGAGUUUUCAUUUGUAUGGUCAGUGUUAAUAAGGUGUAAUGUUUUAAUGCCACAUUAUGCUGCUAACCACUCAUAUAUUGUCAUACUGACAAUGCUGUUCAUCCAGAAAGUACUGUCAUGUGAAAUAUUUAAAUACAAAAUUGUUUAAAUAAAGAUUAUGGAAAUUUUUUCUCAAAUUCAUA
Molecule: messenger RNA, 1576 nt
Organism: Labeo rohita (rohu)
Lineage: Eukaryota; Metazoa; Chordata; Actinopteri; Cypriniformes; Cyprinidae
Gene: isg20
Product: interferon stimulated exonuclease gene
Exons: 4
Coding region: 88-1125 (345 amino acids)
Cellular component (GO): nucleus
Molecular function (GO): nucleic acid binding; exonuclease activity
Source: RefSeq, a predicted model, not a curated record